Bactrocera neohumeralis is the source of this 7229-nucleotide messenger RNA. It is a transcript of the gene flfl, whose product is annotated as serine/threonine-protein phosphatase 4 regulatory subunit 3. Lineage: Eukaryota; Metazoa; Arthropoda; Insecta; Diptera; Tephritidae. The transcript is spliced from 12 exons. Gene Ontology annotation, molecular function: protein phosphatase activator activity. The record is from RefSeq and is a predicted model, not a curated record. Bases 689 to 3973 code for a protein of 1094 amino acids. Gene Ontology annotation, biological process: DNA damage response; protein dephosphorylation. Gene Ontology annotation, cellular component: protein phosphatase 4 complex; nucleoplasm.
GGCAAGUCAAAUUUUUAGCGACCGAUGAGACGACGACAGCUCGAUUGUAAAAGCUGCGAAUUUUUAUGUGAUUUUGUAAAUUGUGAGGGCUAAGAAAAUAAAGAAAAAGUCGCUAGUGAUUUUAUCAAAUUGUAUACGAGUGUGAAACAAUAAGAAAUAUGCGUAAACGCAAGUUGAAGUGCUAAAAAGACGAAUGCAAAUAUAAUUGAAAUCAGGCGAGCAUUAAUUACGAUUAAAAUAUAUAUAUAAACUGAAUUGAAUCAGAAAGGAAUGGAAAAGUGAAAUAGUGUGGCCAGCGCGAAAAACGUGAACAUAUAGCAAUUGAAUAUAUAGCAAAGAACAUAAAGACAUCGCGGUGGAGAUCUUUGGGAUUUUGCGGAUUUCAUUUCAUCAUUUUCGGUAGCUGCGAAUUAUUUUCGCAGCGCGAACAUUACUUCCAUAUGUAUAUCCAAACUCCAGAAAAUUGUUGAAAAACAAUGACAUCAAAAAGAUUUGUGAAAUUUGAAUUCUAAAUUCAAAGCCCCAUACAGUAAUCUUCCUUUAUUUCAGCACCAUAAGCUGCAGGAAUAAGCUGUGUAUUAAUUAAUUGUCUAUUGUCUGCAAUACAUACAUACACACGCACACACAACAUCAGGUAGUUGAUUAACGUGAGAGAGCAACAACUAUCGCCAGCUUUCAAAGUAUUUUUAUGUUGCAGACAGAAAAGUACGAGUUAGCUGCUGAUCGUACUCUGGAACUUGUGGGUAAUAAUAUAUUCAAAAGAAAGCUUAGAGUUAAAAUUAAAAGAUUGAGAGCAUACAAUUUUGAGGAAAAUAUGACCACAGAUACCCGCCGACGUGUUAAAUUGUACGCUUUGAAUGCGGAGCGGCAAUGGGAUGAUCGCGGCACAGGACAUGUAUCUUCGAAUUAUGUCGACAGGCUUAAAGGUAUUUCAUUGCUGGUGCGUGCCGAAUCGGAUGGUUCUUUACUUUUGGAAAGUAAAAUUCAACCCGACACCGCCUACCAAAAACAACAGGACACACUGAUCGUUUGGUCAGAGGGCGACAAUUUCGAUUUGGCGUUAAGCUUUCAAGAGAAGGCUGGUUGUGAUGAAAUAUGGGAGAAAAUUUGUCAGGUUCAAGGUAAAGAUCCAUCGGUUGAGAUCACGCAAGACAUCGUUGAGGAAUCCGAAGAUGAACGUUUCGAAGAUAUGUCCGACACGGCACCGCCCAUCGAAUUGCCGCCCUGUGAACUGGCACGUCUGGAGGAGAUCUCCGAAACCAUACAGAAUUGUUUGACCACACCGUUGCGAAAAGAGAAACUUUCCAUGGCUUUGGAAUCUGAAAAUUAUAUCAAAAAAUUAUUGAAUCUAUUCCAUGUAUGCGAAGAUCUCGACAAUACCGAAGGUUUACAUCAUCUCUUCGAGAUCUUCAAGAACAUAUUCCUAUUGAACAAGAAUGCAUUGUUCGAGAUUAUGUUCGCUGAAGAUACUAUUUUCGAUGUGGUUGGCUGCCUAGAGUAUGAUCCCAGUUCCACUCAACCAAAGAAGCAUCGUCAGUAUUUAAAACAAUGGGCCAAGUUCCGCGAAGCAGUGCCGAUUAAAAAUCAAGAUCUGCUCGCUAAAAUCCACCAAACGUUCCGUGUACAAUACAUACAAGACAUCAUAUUGCCAACACCAUCGGUAUUUGUCGAAGAUAACAUGUUAAACACGCUAUCCAGUUUUAUAUUCUUCAAUAAAGUGGAAAUUGUCACACUUAUACAAGAAGAUGAGCGCUUCCUGGUGGAUAUGUUUACCAUUUUAACAGAUCCAAGUACCAGCGAUGCCAAGCGUCGCGAUAUUGUGCUAUUCUUAAAGGAAUUUUGCAAUUAUGCACAGAACUUGCAACCACAGGGCAAAGACUCUUUCUACAAGACACUCACCUGUUUGGGUAUACUGCAAGCUUUGGAGAUAACACUGGUGAUGAACGAUCAAAAGACAAAGUCGGCUUCAAUCGAUAUACUCACAGCGAUUGUGGAGUUUUCACCGUUGGUGGUGCGCAACUACACACUACAGCAGCUCAAUCGCACAGAAGGUGAUCGUAUGCUAUUGAAUAUUGCCAUUGAACAAAUGUUGAGCGAUUCCGAGCCCGAACUCGGUGUCGCAGUGCAAUUAAUGGGCAUCAUAAAAAUUUUAUUGGAACCCGAAAGUAUGCUAACGGAGAAGGCAGAUUUUUUGAAUUUCUUCUACAAGCACAGCAUACAAACGCUGAUUGCUCCACUACUUAUUAACACAAUCGGCGAUCGUCCAGAUAGUGAAGACUACCAAACCGCACAAUUGCUUGGCAUUGUCCUGGAUAUAUUGUCAUUUUGUGUGGAACAUCAUACUUAUCAUAUUAAAAAUUUUAUCAUACAAAAAGAUCUCCUAAAGAGAAUACUUGUGCUUAUGAAAAGCACACAUACGUUCCUCGUACUUGGCGCACUUAGACUUUUAAGGAAAAUUAUUGCACUUAAAGACGAGUUUUAUAAUAGGCAUAUAGUUAAAGGUAACUUAUUUGCACCAGUUGUUGACGCAUUCAUUAGAAAUAAUGGCAGAUAUAAUUUACUCGAAUCGGCUAUACUGGAAUUGUUUGAGUUUGUAAAACUUGAGGAUAUCAAAACACUUUGCGUCUACUUCGUGGAGAAUUUCAGUAAAAUAUUUGAUGAAAUCGAAUAUGUACAAACAUUUAAAUAUCUCAAAAACCGCUACGAUCAGUAUCAAGACCGAAUAAAGGAUCGCGACAAGAUGUCGCUGGAUACUAGCUUACCGAUUAUACGUAGUCGCUUCCGCCGCGAUCCGCGACAGAUGGACGACGAAGAAGAGAUGUGGUUCAAUGAGGAAGAAGAUUUCGCCGAUGAAUAUGAUACUUACAAUAGCGUGAUGAAAUCCGUCACCGAAAAGAAUGGCCCUUCACAAUCUCCGUCACAACAAUCAUCGAUACAACAAAAAUCGCCACCACAAGGCGCAUUGCUAGGCAGCAGUAGCAGCGUGAAUAGUUUGAGCUCCACAACGACCACGGCAACGACACUAACACCGGCUGUAGGCGUGAGCGGUGUUGGCGGUGUAUCAUCCAUCAGCGGUGUGAGUCUCAGCGAUGUGGUUUCAAACGCGUCCAACAGUAGUAGCCUUGACCAUUCACAGUCUGCCGCUGCUGCCACACAGGCGCAUUUAGGUGCAGCUGCUGUGGCCGCCAACAUUGCGCUCCACCAUCAACAGCAAACGGCAUUGCAUAAUUUCCAACAACAACAGCAGCUAAAUUUAAAUAGCACCCUAGUGGCAGCAGCUGCAGCCGCCGCGGCUGGUGUGGCCAGUACAUCGGCAGCUAGUGCCGCACAUUUAGAGGCGCAAAAUCAGCAUCAACAUCAACAUCCCGAACAUACACACGAGGAUCCCGAUAUUGUUGAAUUGCGUCAGCAUUUGGUUUCCAUUGUACCACAGCAUCAAGAAUUGGCAUUAGCCGCUGCCGCAACGUCAUCGUCAACUGCCGUCACAGGGUCCGCAUCAUCAGCGGUCGCCGCGCUGCAAUCGCAGUCAUUAUCAUCCACAUCGAUAGCGACACCAUCCACUUCGAGCGCGUUGUCUGAGUCGGCGGUCGCCGCCGCAGCAGCAGCCUCACAACUGCUAACAUCAAUUGCAUCGAGCGAUGCCGUCGCCGCGGUGGCAGCGGCUGCAGCCGCAGCUGUCGCAGCCACAGUGACUGGCGUGACGCCCAAUAUGGGUAGCGGCGGUGGUGUAGUGACUGCGGCGAACUUGGCAGCGGCUGCAAAUGCUGCGGACACGCUGGCGCUCAAUGUUGGCAAGCACAACGAUAGUGUCGAUAAUAUGGGUAACGGUAAUGGCAAAGAUGGCGCUAUUUCGUCCGUCGUGACUGGGAAGAAGGGUCUCGUCGACUAUGAGAGCGAUUCAGGCGAUGAGGAUGACUACGAGGAGGAGGAAGAGGAGGAGUCGCCGCAUCAGAAGAAGCCACGCAUGGCAUAGCAAAAUUACGCUACAAAUGCAGCGGCUGCAGCGGCGGCGGCAGCAGCAGCAGCGGCAGCGGCAGCUGCAGAAUCAAUUAUUAAAACAUUCGCAACAAUGUCUUCAACACAUUACAACAGCAACUGCAACAAUUUGUAAAGCAAUAGCCAUAUAAAUGCAACGCUUGCAGUAGUAACCAGUGCCGUACGCAAGAGUACAUGCCAACAGCUGCAACAACAACAACAACAACAACAACAAUUACAACAAUAGGUGUAACAGAAAUACAAUAAACAUAGAGCAAACAAUUAGCGAUAAUAAAACAAAAACAACAACACAACAACCAGUUUUGGUCAAUGUGACAGAACAAGAACAACAAUAACAACAAGUGCAUCUAGCAUAGCCAGCAAACUAAAUAAGAAGAAGAAUGCGAACACAAGAGCCUCUGAAGGUCUUGAUUGUCUUGUUUAUACUGACACUGCAGAUGGAUGGGACGGCAGACAAAAUUGAUAUAAAAUUAAAAAAAUUAAAGAAACGUACAUACAUAAUUAUACAUAGAUACAUAAAUACAUACUACAUACAAGUAUAUAACGCGUAAUCUACUAGAGAAUAAAUAAAAUAAAAUAAAAUGAAAUUAAAUUCGCAAAAUACUAAUUAAAUAAAUUUUGUCGAAGUAUAAAUACAUGCAUACAUAAUAUAAUUAAUAUAUAUAUGAAUGGAAGAGCUGAGUUGAGAGUAUGUUGAAAGUCAAACAAAACGUAAAAGCAAAAAAAAAAAAUUAAAUAUUUUGAGAAAAAUUAAAAAAAAUACAACAACAAACACAUCAAAAAUUACAAAUUGCUAGCAAGCAAGUGAAGGAUGAUGCCAGCUGAACACAUACUUCAUACAUUUACUUUACGAAUUAACAAAAUGUAAUAGUUGUCAUCGUCGUUGUUGUCGUCGCAAUGUUAAAUUUAAUUUAAUGGGGACCGCUAAAUUAAUUUAAAGGAUAAUAAUAAAUACACUUAAAAUAAUGGUAACAAUUUCUACUAUAUUAAAAAACAAACAUCUGCAAUGCGUUAUCAAAAAUGCUGUUGUUACGAUGCAACGCCUGCAAUGCCACUACUACUGAGGCCAGGUGGUUCUGCUGGUGUCUUGUUGGCAGUGCAAAACUAUUUUCUUGCAGCUGCUCACCUAACAACAGUCAUUUGUGAUAGCUCAUUGCAAAAAAUGCAAAUAAAAUGUUGAAAUUGAAGGCGAAAAAGGAAAUGAGUUGUAAAUUACAGAGGAAUUUGCUAAAUUAUGCCAGCCAGCGAAGUGUCAAACUACUUUUACUUUAAAGUAGAAACCUUGCUAGUAGUCCGACUGCGUUUAGACUUAAAGUUGUCGGUAAUAUUUCCUGUAUUAAAUUGUUUUUUAUAUAAUUGACCUUCUCUUUUUAUUUUCAAUUUAAAUUAUUUGUUAUUUUUUCAUGCUCAAAGCUUUUACGCAACGAAUAAGUGUUUUUCGGCUAUUUAUAGUUUACAGCGCUCGUUCCUGCUAAUUAUAGGAAGUUUACUGGCUUACUAAGAAGCAGCAAUUUUAUUAAAUUAUUCAUGUCAAGCAAUCGAUAGUAGUUUAACAACACCUUCGUACAACAACAAACCUACCGAACAUUCACACCCACACCAAUACACGCAACCAGCUGCACAAGUCCAAUCACCUAUUCACAUUGAACCAAGUUUUAGAGAAAUUAUAUAUGAUAAUUAAAUAUUGAAAAAUACGCUUAGCAUUAUUAAAACUAAUAAAAAAAAAACAGGAGUAAUAUACUAUUUUUAACAGAAAAAAAAAUUGGAAAGCAACGAUUUUGUAAUAUAUUAUAUAAAAAUGUUUGCAUAUGUAAAGAAAAAAAUUAAAAUAUAUAUUUACGCGCUUGCAUAUCAAAUUUUAUACCACAUCUUGCAUACACAAUACAUAUAUGCGCCCAAAAUUAUUUUAUUAUUAUUUUUUUUAAUUUCCAAAAAUUGUUUGAAUACACAAAAACCAUGGAAUAUGCACUCAUGGCUUUAAUGCCAGUGAUUGUGUAUAUUUUCAUUUGUUUUUGUCAAUUUCUGUAUAAAUUUUAAUUUUUUUAACUUAAAUAAGUUUGGAAAUUGCAUAACUUUCAGUUUUAUGUUUGGUAAAAAAUUAUUCAAAAAAUUGUUUUAAACCACUUCUUGGUGAAUGAAUGCGUGAAAAUAACGGUUUUUAUAACAACUAUUCGCUGUUCCAUUAAUUUUAAUUGUUUCCGAAUUAAAGAAAAAACUUGCUGCAUUGUGAAUAUGUGCCCACUACACGCUGGUUGUGCAACAUUAAAUGAAUUUUUAUAAUUCAUGCUUGGUAAUGAUUAUUUAAGAGGGGAAGUAGAGGUGUUUUUACUUAAAUAUGUACUAAUAUAACAAAUAUAAAUUAUUUAUUUGCUUAAUGCGGUGAAUUGUUAAUUCAUUUUUUUAAUUAUUUUAUUAAUUAAUUAAAUUUUAUUUUGUAAACUCUAUUUUGUUUUAAAUUUAUUUAUUUUUUUUUAUUUAAAUUAAAAAAAUUAUUUAAUUUUUAAUUAAUGUUUUUUUAACUAAUUUUUUUUUUGUGAACUUUAUUAUUUAUUUAAAUUUUAUUUUAUCAAACACAAAUCUUUUUCUACAAGAAAAUUUCAACUCAUUUCUUUUACGCCUUUCUACUACAAUUUUUAAGAAGAGUCUCUUCUUCUAAUAAAGCCUUGUUUCAGACAUUUCCAAACGAAUUCAUAUACUAACUUUAUGAAUAAAAAAUAAGUAAAAUAUACUUUGCACUUUCAAAAACACUCAAAAACUUAAUUCAAAGAUUUGAAAAACUAAAAAGAAAAAUAUCGAAUUGUAUGUAUGUUUUCAUUAGUUUUUAUUGUAAUAUAAACAAAUGCAUAUACUUUAGUAUACAUAUUUUAUUACGUUUAGAUCCAUACAUAUGCAUAAAUAUAUAUUAUGUAUUAUAUUAGUUAAGUAAAAGAAAAGAACAAAAUAAUAAAUGAUAUGUAAAAUAUAUCAUUAAUAAACGUAUAUAUUCAUAUACAGACACAAAACAUAUAUGUACACAUACACACAGAAAACAAUGAUAAUAACGUAAACCCGGCUCCAUAGGCAUUAACACAAACCGAUCUAUACAUACAUAUGCAUAUAUAGUUUACAUACAUUAUACGAGUAAGGCUAUUAUGUAGAUUGUAGCAUAACGAAAAAUUAUUUCACAAGCGAGUACACUUAGAAUUGCUUACUUCAUAUAAUAUAUAUGAGUACAUACCUAUUAUUUCCUUCAA